GAGAGAGAGAGAGAGAGAGAGAGAGAGAGAGAGAGAGAGAGAGAGAGCAAUAGCACCUUGUCGCCUGGAGGCGAGCCUGUGAUAAUUUUGUCCCUGUCCGGUAGACCGGCUCUGUCUACCACCAGGCGCGCGGGUGCUCUCCCCUCUCUCGCGGCUUUGAGAUUCUCCCCAAAUGGGAAGGGAAAUCGAUGAGACGCGCGCCACACUGUUGCCACGGAACCAAAGGAUGUGCGUGAGGUCGCUGGAGAGAGUGAUGACGUGGCAGUGAAAGACACAUAUACCUCACUCGCACACACACAUAUUGCCCACACACACUUUAGGUCUUGCCCUACUAAGACAAAGAGGAGGGGGAGAAAAUUCUGCUAUGACGGUGUCAUUUUUCUCCAUUACCAAUGUGUGAGCUACACACCCACACACACACUCAUACUCCGUGGGGAGUUGCCUUCAUGGGGGAUAAGGGCCUAUCUAGGGCACAGAGAUGGAGUUCACAUCCUAUUCGUUACUUAUCUAACACUCAGACAGACGUACACACUGAUACACACACCUGGAAUCUCAUAUGUCAGAAUUGAAGAAUGAAAGACUGAAUGGAGAGCAGCCGUUGAACAUUUCAGAGAAGACACAAGCGCGAGGCCAAGGCAAAAGAAGAUUCCCAGAGCGGGCUUAAAGGACAGAGGGAGCUGCUGCCUGACCCCCCUCCCCCUCUGGAGCUGUAUCGCGUAGGAGCCUCGACUUGUAAAGAGCACUACCAAGAAAGCAGGGCGCACCUGAGACACACAGAAAGGGUUCUUCAACGUGGCCCAACAGUUGUCACCAUGAGCUGUAGGCUAGAGGGAACACCCCAGCUCUAGCCUCUGUCUCCUCCAGUGUGUGUGUGUGAGUGUGAGACCGAGUGUGUGUAUGACUGUGAUGGCGGUGUGCGUUUGGGUGGCAGCCCCCCUGCUCUUCCUGGGGCUGUGCCUGUGCAGCGUGGGGAGCCAGGCCCAAGGGGAGGUCCUGGAGUUUGGUGGCGUGUCCAGCCAGUGGGGGCGGUUCCCAGUGUGGAACGCCUGCUGCGAGAGCGUGCUGAGCUUCAGCCUGCGGACUCACAGCCAAGAGGGCCUCCUGCUCUACCUGGACGACGAGGGCUUCUGCGACUUCCUGGAGCUGCUGCUUCUCCACGGCCACCUCCGCCUGCGCUUCUCCAUCUUCUGCGCCGAGCCUGCAGAGCUGCAGUCCGGCGUGGCGGUUAGCGAUGGCCACUGGCACGCAGUGCGUGUCAAGCGGGACUGGAGGAACACCUCGCUGGAGGUCGACGGGCAACUGGAGGGAUGGGCGGAAGUGAAGAGCAAGAGGAGAGACAUGACAGUGUUCAGCCACACCUACAUGGGCGGGGUGACGCCAGAGCUCCACUCCUCGCCGCUGCGCCUCACAGCCCCUUUGGUUAGGGAACACCCCGCCUUCCGUGGCUGGAUCACGGGGGUGAGCGUCAAUGGCUCACUGGCGAUGCUGGAGAGCUCGGAGGGUGUCACAGUAACAGCUGGCUGUCAGCCGGAUCACCAGUGCCAGAACGGAGGACUGUGCAGCGUGGUCAACAACCAGGCCGUCUGCGACUGCUCCAACACCGGAUACCAAGGCAACGACUGCAGCAAAGAGCACAGCUACACUCCAGGUCUGGCACACCUGAUGAUUAACGACCAAGGAAAACUCAGAGCUCGCGAGGAGUACGUUGCCACCUUCAAGGGCUCUGAGUUCUUCUGCUACGACUUGUCGCCCAACCCCAUCCAGUCGAGCAGCGAUGAAAUCACACUAUCCUUCAAGACGCUGCAACGCAACGGCCUGAUGCUUCACACCGGCAAGUCAGCCGACUACGUCAACCUAGCACUGAAGAACGGAGCCGUGUCGCUUGUCAUCAACCUCGGCUCCGGGGCCUUCGAGGCCUUGGUGGAGCCCGUCAACGGCAAGUUCAACGACAACUCCUGGCACGACGUCAAGGUCACCCGCAACCUGAGACAGCACUCAGGCAUUGGACACGCUAUGGUGACCAUCUCUGUGGACGGCAUCCUGACCACCACGGGCUACACCCAAGAGGACUACACCAUGCUGGGCUCUGACGACUUCUUCUACGUGGGAGGGAGCCCCAGCACCGCCGACCUGCCCGGUUCUCCAGUCAGCAAUAACUUCAUGGGCUGUCUCAAAGAGGUGGUGUACAAGAACAAUGAUGUACGGUUGGAGCUGUCUAGACUGGCUAAACAGGGAGACCCAAAGAUGAAGGUAAGUGGGGUGGUGUCCUUUAAGUGCGAGAGUGUGGCCACGCUGGACCCCGUGACCUUUGACACCCCCGAGUCCUUUGUGGCACUGAGCAAGUGGUCAGCGAAGAAGGCCGGAUCGAUCUCGUUCGACUUCAGGACCACGGAGCCAAACGGGUUGAUGCUUUUCAGCCAUGGCAAACCCCGGCAGCAGGAACGCAAGGACCCACGCACGCCUCCUACACUCAAGGUGGAUUUUUUUGCCAUUGAGAUGCUGGAUGGUCACCUGUACCUGCUGCUGGACAUGGGCUCGGGAACCACCAAGACCAAGGCUAUGGACAGAAAGGUCAACGACGGAGAAUGGUAUCAUGUGGACUUCCAGAGGGACGGACGCUCAGGAACCAUCUCGGUGAACAGUGUGAGAACAGCGUACACGGCUCCGGGUGACAGCGAGAUCCUGGACCUGGAUGAGACUUUGUACCUCGGAGGACUACCGGAAGAACGUGCUGGACUCAUUUUCCCUACAGAGGUGUGGACGGCUCUGUUGAAUUACGGUUACGUUGGCUGCAUCAGAGACCUGUUUGUGGACGGGCAGAGCAAAGACAUCCGGCGGUUGGCCGAGGCCCAGAGAGCGGUGGGGGUAAAGCCCUCGUGCUCGAGAGAGCCGCCCAAACAGUGCCUGUCCAACCCCUGCCAGCACAACGGCAUCUGCAGGGAGGGGUGGAAUCGCUACGUCUGCGACUGCUCUGGGACGGGAUACCUGGGACGCGCCUGUGAGAGAGAUGCGACUAUCCUGUCGUACGACGGCAGCAAGUUUAUGAAGGUGCAGCUGCCUGUGGCGAUGCACACCGAGGCGGAGGACGUCUCGCUGCGCUUUCGCUCCCAGCGGGCCUAUGGCGUUCUCAUGGCAACUACAUCCCGUAACUCCGCAGACACCCUUCGCCUGGAGCUGGACGGGGGCCGAGUCCGCCUCACUGUCAACCUAGACUGUAUCAGGAUAAACUGUACAGCCAGUAAAGGCCCAGAGACCAUCUUUGCGGGGUCGGGCCUCAAUGAUAAUGAGUGGCACACUGUGAGGGUAGUCCGGCGUGGCAAGGGCCUCAAACUCACCGUGGACGACCUGCAGCCUGUUGAAGGUCAGAUGGCGGGCGACCACACCCAGUUGGAGUUCCACAAUGUGGAGACGGGUAUUGUGACGGAGAAGCGCUUCAUGCCUGCCGUGCCCUCGAAUUUCAUCGGCCACCUUCAGGGCCUGACGCUGAACGGCAUGCCUUACAUCGACCUCUGCAAGAACGGCGACAUCGACUACUGCGAGCUCAACGCCGUUAUCGGCUAUAAGAGCAUCGUGGCCGACCCCGUCACGUUCCGCUCGCGCUCCAGUUUCGUCACGCUGCCCACGCUGCAGGCCUACUACUCCAUGCAUCUCUUCAUGCAGUUCAAGACGACGUCCCCCGACGGUCUCGUUCUCUACAACAGGGGAGACGGCAAUGACUUCAUAGUGGUAGAGCUGGUUAAAGGCUACCUACACUACAUCUCGGACCUGGGCAAUGGUGCACACCUGAUCAAGGGCAACUCUAACAGUCCCCUAAAUGACAACCACUGGCACAACGUGCACAUAUCCAGAGACACUAACAAUCUCCACACAGUCAAGAUUGACACCAAAGUCACCACGCAGACCACCAUGGGCGCCAAGAACCUCGACCUAAAGGGUGACCUGUAUAUCGGGGGCGUCUCCAAAGAGAUGUACCGAGACCUUCCGAAGCUGGUCCACUCCCGCGAGGGAUUUCAGGGUUGCCUAGCAACAGUUGAUCUAAAUGGCCGGCUCCCUGACCUUUUGGCUGAUGCACUGGCGACCAUGGGACAAGUAGAGAGAGGCUGUGAAGGUCCCAGCACUACAUGUCAAGAAGACUCAUGCUCAAAUCAGGGAGUUUGUUUGCAGCAGUGGGAAGGCUUCACCUGUGACUGCAGCAUGACGUCGUAUGCUGGUCCACUAUGCAAUGACGCUGGGACCACUUAUAUCUUUGGCCGUGAUGGAGGCGUGGUGGUUUACACGUGGCCUCCUAAUGAACGCCCCAGCACCAGGGCAGACCGGCUUGCCCUCGGGUUCAGCACCCAACAGAAACACGCCAUUCUGCUCCGGGUGGACAGCGCGUCUGGCCUGGGUGACUACCUUCAGCUGCAGAUAGAUAAAGGCAACAUUAGAGUAGUGUUUAACGUUGGCACUGAUGACAUCAACAUCGAGGAGAGCUCCAAGUUUGUCAACGAUGGAAAGUACCACAUAAUUCGGUUCACCCGCAGCGGAGGCAAUGCAACCCUCCAACUGGACGACCUGCCGGUCAUAGAGCGCUAUCCCUCAGGCAACAUUGAUAACGAGCGCCUGGCCAUCGCCAGACAGCGAAUCCCCUAUCGGCUCGGUCGAGUAGUUGACGAUUGGCUACUCGACAAAGGUCGCCAGCUGACCAUCUUCAACAGCCAGACGACGGUGCGUGUCGGGGGAGUCGAGCGAAGUGCAGGCAUGUUCCAGGGCCAGCUGUCUGGACUCUACUACAAUGGCCUCCGCAUCCUCAACAUGGCCGCCGAGGGGCAUCCGCACAUCAAAGUGGACGGCAGCGCGCGACUGGUCGGCGACAUGCCGUCCUCCUCCAUCACCCCGCAGUCCAGCGCUGCAGCUGGAGGCAACCGCUCUGACUCCGCCCCCUCCAUGAAUGACAUCACGACCACCACGGCCACCAACAGGAAGCAGGGCGCCACACAGCAGUCGGCAGACGACCUGCUGGUGGCGUCCGCUGAGUGUCCCAGCGAUGACGAAGACAUUGACCCCUGUGACCCCAGUUCAGCCCGCCCUCCCCUGCCGGAGGUGAAGGUGUUCUCAGUUCCAUCCGAGGUGGUUCGGGAGAGCAGCAGCACCACGGGUAUGGUGGUGGGCAUCGUGGCGGCCGCGGCCCUCUGCAUCCUCAUCCUCCUCUACGCCAUGUACAAGUACCGCAACCGCGACGAGGGCUCCUACCACGUGGACGAGAGCCGCAACUACAUCAGCAACUCAGCCACACAGCCCAACGGCAGCGCCAAGGACAAGCCGCUGGGGAUCGCCAAGAUCUCCAAGAACAAGAAGAACAAAGACAAGGAGUACUACGUCUGAGGUCGGAAGACGUCCAACGUGCAGACAUAUACGCAUACACCUUUAUAUAUAACGGUAUAUGUACAUAAAUAGAUAUAUUCUCAAAAAAAAAGAAGAUACACCCGUACACACUGACAUAGACAUGCUGAUGUUAAUGUUUACUCUCCAAUAAUUACAUCUGCACACAAGCUGGCAAGCACAAACAUACACACAUUCAAGCACACAUACAUUUAAGCACAAACAUACACGCACACACACACACACACGUACAGACUGGCCCAAGGGCAUGGACCCUUAUUGUACAGUAUUUACCAAUGAGCAGAGCCUCUGAGAGAGACUUAUUUUAUGAACAUAAACACCAUUCCAAAUGAUAAAAAUGCACCAGUUCAACUCCCAGUAAAGAACCAUUUUGGAGCCAGCCAGAUAAAAAAGACCAGUCACUCCCCCUGCCACAGUGGGACCUCUUGUGUUGGACUCAAAGAGGUCAAGGAAGACUUUUAAGUGAAGCACAUGGCAGACUGAGUGUGCUGAGAGAGAGGCCAGCAGAACAAAGAUGAAGUAAAAGCGCCAAGACAAGCACUAAGUGUCUCUUCCAAGCUUCUUGGCCUUCCUCUUUGUCAGCAGAUGGGACUCGCUGAAGCACCGAGGAUGCUGAAGAAACAAGCACACUAGCGGUCCAAGUCUUACCCCAAGCGACGGGGACAGGAAAUCAGGGUGUAGCCAUAGAGACAGUGACUUACGAGUGAAUAGGCAGAGGCAUGGCUGGUGCCGUUAACAUAAUGGAUGGGUUGUGGUGCUGAUGUUUUUACGGCACCCUGUAAAUCACAAAAGGUGGAAUCAGUGGAAAAACUGAGAGAUAUUUUCCUGGACAGGAUACUUGAGACUUCAGAUGCUACCUACAGGCACCAGUCGCACAUGACUGCGGUGUUACACACACAUGUACACACACACAGCACACAUGCACACACAGAAAAAAAUUAAAACAAUCUAAACCUGCAGACAUACACGUACCUGCAAUGCUAAAGACCCACCAUAUCUUCAUAACUGACACUGAAGACUAUACAAGAAGACAAUGGUGAAAAUGACAAUGACCAUUAUGAUAAUUGUUAUUGCAAUGAUAAUGAUGACUAUGAAGAACAUUUGGGCAGAAUAGACUCUUUGGGGAAGGGAGGGGGGGGGGGUCUUAUUGCACGUGAAUUAUCUUACUCCGUGUGAUUUAUACCGCGUUGAAACUCCAGAGGUUACACCGUGAUGCACCACCAUCAUAAACUUACCACCUUGGCUUGAAGUAUUCCUAAACACGCACUUCAAAACGGUUUUCAGUCUGUGGGAUUCAACCACGAUUUAAUCUCCGACUCGACUCUCAGUUCAAAAUCCUCGUUGACAAAGUGUGACCAUCUCGAGUGUGCUGCAUGCCUGAGUCUCUGAGCUGUGCUGUGAAGUGGUGGAGUGUCCCACUAAUAAGUCCAGAAGUGGUAGGUUUGUGGGAGGAGGAGAGGGGGGGGGUGUUGCGGGUUGCAGUGUAACUCCAGCGCAAUGCCUGGAUCUGUGCGUCCACCACAGGCCAUGUCCUGUUUUCUAGCCUGAUGUCUUAUAGGCCACGCCCACUAUACCUGCUCUAACCAACCACCUUUUUUUAGCAAAAAACAGCCGAGGGAAAAGAAUCAAAACAGGACAAAGUAAAUGUUACCAUGUGUUGCUAAUAGAUAGAAAAGUCCAGUUCACGAUGUCAUUGACUAUAUGACAACCUGAGUUGCUUCAAUUUUUAUUGGCUCUCCCUUUUCUCUCUUUCUCUUUGUGUCCUUUUGUCUUCAUGCUAUUAGUUGACUGAUUUAUCAAUGUUCAUGACGUGACCAAUGCAGGACAGACGGGUGGGUUUCCGAUCCGGGCUACAGUGUUAUUAUCUGUUUUUGGACUUCUGCAGUGUCUGAGCCCUCUAUAGCUCAAGAAUUGUAGCCCCACGAUACAUCAAUACAAACAGUGCCAUGACAUGAACCCCUCCAGAUCUUCCAAGCAACGUAACCAACCAGACAGAUGCAUGCAAAAUGCUCGAGAGCAAAAAAGGACAUAAAAAGGACUUUGUGUGAGAUUUCAAAGUAUAAAAUUAACUUAACAUAUUCCCUUAUUCUCUCCAUCCUCAACUGGCCUUGACCUCCUUUUCCUCCCUUCUCUUGUUUUCCCCUCGUUUAGUAUGUUUCCCUCUCUGCGCUCCCAGUGCCUCCUUGUCUAUCGCUUUCUUUUCCCUCUAUCUCUGUUGUGUUGCCAUCAGAAACAAAGGAGGAGUCUCAAUCAAUGGGAUUCUACAUCUAGGUGUUCAUUAACCAUGUUUAUUUUCUAUAUGUACAAUUUUUCUACAGUAUUUUCUUUUAUUUUUAUUGUUACGGUUCUUUGAUGAACAUAAAGUGGAAAUUUAUUAUGAAAAAUAGUUUUGAAGAUUAACGAGUAAAUAAAAUAUUACCCAAGUGA
This is a messenger RNA of Anarrhichthys ocellatus (wolf-eel), 7809 nucleotides long. It is a transcript of the gene nrxn1a, whose product is annotated as neurexin 1a. The record is from RefSeq and is a predicted model, not a curated record. The transcript has 26 exons. Lineage: Eukaryota; Metazoa; Chordata; Actinopteri; Perciformes; Anarhichadidae. Bases 898 to 5364 code for a protein of 1488 amino acids.